Molecule: messenger RNA, 1991 nt
Organism: Ornithodoros turicata
Lineage: Eukaryota; Metazoa; Arthropoda; Arachnida; Ixodida; Argasidae
Product: natterin-3-like
Exons: 3
Coding region: 953-1432 (159 amino acids)
Source: RefSeq, a predicted model, not a curated record
ACACGCUACGAGAGGGCGAUGGUCUUGUGAGCUGCGGUUAGAGUCAUAUAGCGUAUGGCUUGAUCGUAAGCGCAACGUCUUUGAACGAAUAUUGCUUUGCGUUUCUUACGACAUAAACGGCUCUACCGCUGAAGUUAGCAAUUUCCAGUGCGCUGGGGCACUGUGGGAGAGGCGAGGACCAAUAGCAAGGAUCGAACCUCGAGUGUUUAUGUAAUCGCGAGGUGCUGCUGAAGUACUCGUCCACGAGGAAAAGUAAUGACGGAGUUGGUGUGGCCCCAUCGCGAACCAGGGCCCCAAUCUUGAACUUUCACAUAGCGGUCGUUAUCAUAAUAUUUAAAGUUCGCGCGCUCCAAAGCCGCUUUCGUAGACUCGCGUAAGAGCUUGCGGCGAAUCACGGGCCGAAGUGAUGCGGUUAACGCGCGUGGUUAGCAUGCCGGCCAUGUAUCGUCGAGACUGGGAGGUACACACGGGUUCGAAUCCCGGCGUCGGCUGUGCUGUCUGGGGUUUUCGCCGGGUAUUCCUCAGACGUUGUCAGACAUAUGUCGGCACAGUUCCCUUAGAAGUCGGCCCAGGACACUCAUUCCUUCCAGAGCGUUAGUGGUGACUUUGCCCACCUCUGUGAGGCCGACAACGACGAGCUCUUUCGGCGCUACCACCACCACCACCACCAGUUAACGCGCGGAAUGGGAUAACGACCAGUUGAAGAUCGGGCUCCAGGCCGGCAGGCAGAUCGCUCGGUAAUAACACGCCACCAACUAACCAACCAACGCGAUCCACCAGAGGUUAGCUUACCCCAGGUUCAGACCGGUUCCUGAGGUGUAAAGUGAUGUACAUGUAUAGUUACUGGUUGUUCUUAGCCUGUAGACAUGUUCUCCGUACGAAACAACUAAACAACAUCUUACUAGGUUGAUGCUGUAGCUAGCUGGCUGCCGACAAGACUUGCAAAGCGACAAUGUCGGGGUAUACAAGGACCAGUUACCGAAAACUAUGUCACUGGGUCAGCAUGAGCGACGGACGCGUACCCGCGCAUGCUGUGGUCGGCGGCAUCGACUCCGGCAGUGACAUCUACAUUGGUCGAGCUGAGCACGACGGCGACAUCAUUCCCGGCAAGGUCGUGCCCUCUCACAACGUCUGUUAUGUGCCACAUGGGGGACGUGAACAUGCGAAGCCCUCGUACCAGGUCCUGGUAGCACUGGACGAAAGUCAUUUCGGUUGGGAGCGGGAAUCUGGCGGACGAUUGCCUCCAGGCGCGGUUCAAGGCGGUGCGACAGCAGAUGGCGAGCCGCUCUACAUUGGUCGGACUUACCAUGAUGGCACCCUCACCAUUGGCAAGAUCCAAUGCUCGCACGGUUCUCUCUACAUCCCACACGGCGGAGACGAGCAUAAAUACAGCGACUACCAAGUACUUGUCUGCCGCAACGUCAACUUCUGAGCUGCGGCUCACGCGUAGACAAACAAAUACGUUGGCCCUUGGCUCUCGCGAGUUUGGUGGCGGGUUCGCGAUCUUUCCGGUUUCGGUUUUACAAUUGCCUAUGUAGCAUACUUAGUUUCGAAAGUUCGGAUAGAUGUGAUCAUUAUAUGUUGAAGUGACACCCAAAGCGGCGUGUGCAAAGCUGUUUCCAGUACCGGGGUACUGGUACGGUGCGUGUCCGGUCCUGCUACUGCUCUUGAAAAUGCUCUCACAACACAAAAUACAGUUAAGUCCCUACAAGAAAAUGUUGAAUUAGAGAUACGCUGCGUAGAGAGAAGUCAGGUUCCUCAUUUGCUCGCCCUUAUAACAUCAAGGGGUCAAAAGCACAGCUUCGCGAACUUUGACAUUUGGGGGGUCCUCCGCCCCGGCGCCCCCUAACCCUCGUGAAAGUCAAGGGCCGACUACGGGGCCGACUAAGGGCCCACAAGAUUAUCAGGAAGCUUAACUGCAUAAACUGAAAUGUUCCCGUAGUCGUUUUUCAAAACCCCUUGAAAGUGCAAUAAAGAUUGACGACCUGCGA